Vitrella brassicaformis is the source of this 441-nucleotide messenger RNA. Lineage: Eukaryota; Vitrellaceae. The record is from the annotation of a GenBank genome assembly.
UCAGAGCAUGAUGACGGGCAGGAGGGCAUGUUGAGUCCCCUGCCUGGUCUUCCACAUCGUUUGGGUCUUCCUCAUUGCUUGGUGAAGACUCGCCGAGCGACUGAUAAGGAGACAGGCAAGGAGUACACGUCAGUGUCUCUUCCUGUCGCCAACUUCUCUCGCGCGCCGUAUACCUUGGUAAAGGGUCUGCGUGUGGCACGUUUCUCUCCUGGAAAACUCCAGGUGGGUGAGAAUGUAGCACCGAUGAUGGACGAAGUGACGUUUCGAGUGAGGGAUGCUGCCUUAUUGAGGGGCGCGGACCUCCCGUCGAACGCCACGAUUCAAGUCGAUCCAUCGAUCGCUCCUGAUGAACAAGGGAACGAUGUCGUCCGUGUUGAGUACACCACACUCUCUCACAUGCGCUUGAUGUGCGGUCAGGAAGGUGUGCCAGCGCCAAGUCAU